Sorex fumeus (smoky shrew) is the source of this 11736-nucleotide messenger RNA. It is a transcript of the gene PSD3, whose product is annotated as pleckstrin and Sec7 domain containing 3. Gene Ontology annotation, molecular function: guanyl-nucleotide exchange factor activity; phospholipid binding; protein binding. Gene Ontology annotation, biological process: regulation of ARF protein signal transduction. NCBI's taxonomy places the organism in Eukaryota, Metazoa, Chordata, Mammalia, Eulipotyphla, Soricidae. Bases 127 to 3249 code for a protein of 1040 amino acids. The record is from RefSeq and is a predicted model, not a curated record. The transcript is spliced from 16 exons.
AGGGUGCGCGCCGCCGCCGCUGCCGUAGGCGCUCCCCGAGCCGACAAAGAGCGCUCGGAGCCGGCAGCCCGCGGGCGGUCACGCCGGAGAGGCGGCCCCGCGGCGGUCUCGGCCAGGCGAUGGAAGAUGGAAGGAAGCGAGCCCGCGGCAGAGACUUUUUUAUGGGUUAGCCAUGCAUCAGCACAUUCCCAGAGUGUUGCUAAAGCCAAAUAUGAAUUUUUAUUUGGUAGAUCUGAAGAGAUAACUCCAGAUAAUAGUGACCAUGGAGGAAGUACUUUACUCCCACCUAAUGUUAUCAAUGAAUUUCCAGAAUAUGGGACUAUGGAGGAAAGUGGAGAAGGGCUGAGAGCCUCUCUUGAAUUGGAUGCAGACUCUCUACCAUGUUGCCCACAAGGGCAGCAGGAGGUCCUGCCUCUUGAUGGUCAGUAUUCUGGACUUGACAGUGUUGUAGAAGGAACAGAAGAUGUCAGAGAGGUCCUCUCUGAAAGUCUUCCCAAGGAACUAAGUUUACAACCCAUUGACUCUUUAAUAACAGCUCUGAAUGUCACAGAAACCAGAAGAACUUCAGGAACAUUACAGGCUACAGUACUGAACAAAGAUGCUGUUUCUAGUUUUUCAGUUCAGCCUGUUGAAAACGAGCCAGAGACUUUCUGUGAGGGAACAGAGAGAGCCAACAAGUGUCUCCCAGCUGUACAGGAAAGAUCAUCACAUACUCCUCUUUCAGCAGAAGUUAUGAUCAAGGGGGAUUUUAACCUAAGAGUCCAGAAGGAUUUGUCUGCACCAUUAACUAGGGAAGCUCAGGCCGAACUUUUCCAAACAACUAAUAAUUUGAGCAAAGGAGCUCUAAGUGUAAAGGAGCAAGCUUGUCCUCUGUUCUCAGUGGGGAGCACAACAACACCCCCUACCUCCACAGGCAGUGCUGGUGUUCUGAGAGACUGGAGAUCUGAUGUGGAGAGAGAACACCUAGGAAGAUCUGUGGACCACUCAUGCCGGAUCAAACGUGUGGAAUUUCAAGGAGUGGAAAUACUGUCGACAGAAGAGAAAAGAGAGGCAUGUCAUACCAUGGAUUAUGAGACAUUGUUGGAGAAGCCAACUUCUGCUGAAAGCAAAGAAUUUUCUGAGGUUACAGGCAAUCUCAGACCACCUUCUGAUUUACAUAAUUCCAUUGGUUUAACUGAGAACACUUUGGAUGAACCCUGGAAGGCUCUCUCUGAGAGACCUAGUGCAAGCUCAGGCACAUUUUCCCCUGCACAUCUUAUUGAGAGUGGGGAGGAUGAAGUCUUUCUAAAGGAAAAAAAAGAGUAUCUUGAGAAGAAAGUAGAAAUGGAGAUUGUCAAGGAGAGGAAUUUUGAGAGAGGGGAACAUUUUAGAGAAGAAAACGAUGAUGUCCUUGGACCAGGGUAUACAGAGGACUCCACUGACGUCUACAGCUCCCAGUUUGAGACCAUUUUGGACAACACUUCUUUAUACUACAGUGCUGAGUCGUUGGAGACAUUAUACUCAGAGCCUGAUAGCUACUUUAGCUUUGAAAUGCCUCUCACGCCAAUGAUACAGCAGCGCAUUAAGGAAGGUGGUCAGUUCCUGGAGAGAACAUCUGCAGGAGGACAGCAAGAUGUCCUGGGUGUCUCAGCAGACGGAGGAAUUAUGAUGGGCUAUUCCAGUGGACUCCUCAAUGGGCUGAAUGAUGCUAGCGACUCCAUCUAUGUGAAAAGUAGCCCGGAAAUUGCUUUCUGGGAUAGCAAUGCUGGUGUGAAAACAUCCCUGCUCGAGCCUCAGUCUGAAAUGGGAAGCACUGACAUUCUGGAAAAGGACCCCUCAGGACGCCUCAGCAAUGGCACCAACUGCAGUGUGGAAGCAGCCAGAAGGCUGGCCAAACGUCUUUACCAGCUAGACAGGUUUAAAAAGUCAGAUGUUGCAAAGCACCUGGGCAAGAACAAUGAAUUUAGCAAACUUGUUGCAGAAGAGUACCUGAAGUUUUUUGAUUUUACUGGAAUGACGCUGGAUCAGUCUCUCAGGUAUUUCUUUAAAGCAUUUUCUCUUGUGGGAGAAACUCAGGAACGAGAGCGAGUUUUAAUACACUUCUCCAAUAGAUUUUUUUAUUGUAACCCAGAUACCAUAGCUUCACAAGAUGGAGUUCACUGCCUGACCUGUGCAAUGAUGCUGCUUAAUACAGAUCUCCAUGGCCAUAAUAUUGGUAAAAAGAUGACCUGCCAAGAAUUUAUUGCAAAUCUUCAAGGGGUAAAUGAGGGAGGUGAUUUUUCAAAAGAUCUACUGAAAGCUCUGUAUAACUCAAUCAAGAAUGAGAAGCUUGAAUGGGCAGUAGAUGAUGAAGAGAAAAAAAAAUCUCCAACAGAGGGUACUGAUGAGAAGGCUAAUGGAACACAUCCAAAGACCAUCACUCGUAUUGGGAGUACAACCAACCCCUUCUUGGACAUUCCUCAUGACCCCAAUGCUGCUGUGUACAAGAGUGGGUUCUUGGCUAGGAAAAUCCACGCGGACAUGGAUGGAAAGAAGACUCCAAGAGGAAAGAGAGGGUGGAAAACCUUUUAUGCUGUGCUGAAAGGAACAGUUUUGUACUUGCAAAAGGAUGAAUUCAAGCCGGAAAAGGCACUGUCCGAGGAGGAUCUGAAAAAUGCAGUGAGCGUGCACCACGCACUGGCAUCCCGGGCCACAGACUACGAUAAGAAACCCAACGUGCUCAAGCUCAAAACCGCCGACUGGAGAGUCUUGCUCUUUCAGGCCCAGAGUCCAGAGGAAAUGCAAGGGUGGAUAAACAAAAUUAAUUGUGUCGCAGCUGUAUUUUCUGCACCACCCUUUCCAGCAGCCAUUGGAUCUCAGAAGAAGUUUAGUCGUCCUCUUCUGCCUGCAACUACGACAAAAUUAUCUCAGGAAGAACAGCUAAAAUCUCAUGAAACCAAGCUAAAACAGAUUACCACUGAGCUGGCUGAGCAUCGUUCCUAUCCCCCAGACAAGAAAGUAAAAGCCAAGGAUAUAGAUGAGUACAAACUGAAAGAUCACUACCUGGAGUUUGAGAAAACCCGCUAUGAAAUGUAUGUCAGCAUUCUCAAGGAAGGAGGCAAGGAGCUCCUGAGUACCAAUGAAAGUGAGACUUCAGGACUGAAGAAAUCACAUUCCAGUCCUUCACUCAACCCAGAUUUAUCCCCAGUCACUGCCAAGGUUAAACGUAAUGUGUCAGAAAGAAAAGAUCAUCGACCUGAAACACAAAGCAUUAAGCAAAAAGUCACUUAAAAUCCAUUGGUGACCAGGGAGGUCUGGUCAUGGAGCACAAAGGGUUUUUCAAGAUUUUUCUGGUCGAUCCGUGAAUAUAUUUUAAAAAAAUUUCUGUGACUAAAUGGUGCAUUAGUAGCUUCCUCUAUUGUGUAUUUUGUUAGUUUCUGUAAAGAUUGUCUCUUUGCUCUUAAUUUCUUUGCUUUGAUGAUUUUUUCACUUGGUAACUAAUGCACCUUUUGUGGUGGGGAGGGAAUUAUGAUUUCAAAAUGAACUUAUAUAUCCGUUCUCUUUUAGUUUUUCCAUGUUUGCACUCUUCUGAGUUGUUUUAUGUAUUCUUAAAUCAGCUGUUCCUCUGUUUUUGAAGGUUAAAAAGUUGAUCUAUUGUGAAACUCUUAACUGGAAAAACGUUGUAGUUUAGUAAAUUUUAGCCAGAGUUAACAUAAACCUUUUUUUGUGGAAUCUUGCCUAGUCACAGAGAUGGAUUGAGCAGUCACAGAAGUUCAGUUAAGAUUACAGUUUGGAAAUUGAGAUGUUCCAACGUGAUGUAAGUUAGCACUUGUUCAGUUCUUACCCUGCUGGAAGUAGAGAAAGGGAGCAUGAAAGUGGCAGGACUAGAGAACAUAAGAAGUAUACUUAGUUGCUUAAUGUGUUGAUUCCAUUUUAACCUCUGAACAAAAGAGGAAAUGGAAUCUUUUUGCCAUUUAUGGUUAAGGAAAGACUGACACAGAGUUUAUUUUGUUUUCCAAAAGGCAGUGGUAUAAUCAACCCCUGUGGAACUGCAACAGUUAGUUAGGUGAGUGAGUGAGUGGUCUGCAGAAAUGUUUACCUCAUUCCAGAAGUCUACACUAGGCAUCUAGAAUCAUCUCCUUUGUCAGUACUCUGCCCUCUGGGAAAGGCUUUUUUAAAGCAUAUAAGUAUAUAUAAACACUGAUGGAGUUGUGCAUGGGGUAAUCUCCUGAUUAUAAUACUAGUUUAGUCUUCCUAACAAAAUUAUGUUGAAAACAGUACUCCUUUUGUUCUUUCAUUGAUCAUGACAAAUAAGAUAGGGAAAGGUAUCUGCAGCAGGCCAGCAAUUAAAAGUUAUUUCAGAUAAGUCUGAAAGUCAUAAUUUACUGAAUUUAAUUGGAAAAUAGAGAAAUCUAGUUGUACAUGCAAUCAGUGUACUUCUUUUAUCUGUCUUGAAUUAGUUCAUUUUACUACUUUCUGCUAAAAAUAGUUUAUUCUAGAUAGUUUUUUAUUCAAAAUCGUUCAUGAUCUUGUUCCAGUGAUGGCCCUUCAAAUUCUAGUAUGGUAGAGUACAUUCUUUUAUAGAAUAGAAAGGGGUGAAAAUUGAGUCCAUUAGGACUUAAUGAUUUUGAAACCUUCUAACUUUGUGUUCUUAAAGCUAUAAUCACUACAAAUGGUGCAAUCUCUAAACCAAUGGAAUAAUUUUUAGUAUCUUUUACUCACACUGAAAUUUGCUCUCUACUCAGUAUUUAAAGGUACUAUGGCCAAAGAAUAAAUGAAUGAGAGAAAAUAUAUUAAAUAGUUUCUACUGGUAUGUUGUCCUAUGUACCAAACUUUAGUUCCAGAAUGAUUUAUUGACAUUUUUUCCUUUAUCUAGAUAAAUCCCCAUAUUUGCUGGUAUCUGGAAAAGAAUAAAUAAUCUUUAAGGUUAAUACUACCUGGUAGUGAUAAGUGUCUAGCUUAUGCUUAGAAAACUCACACUCUCUUGCUUAGGUAGAGACAAUGACUAAGGUAAUCAAGAAACAAAAUUAGCUACCUAUAUGGACCAUUGCACCAAGUUCAUUUUUAGAGCUUCCAAAAGAAUUCAGAUUUUCACAGUGGAAUUCUUUUUUUCUUUCUACAAUCUGAAUAAUCAGCCUGUUUGUUUUCUUCCUAGAUACUUAUCCUGAGCAAAGUGGGGAGAUGUGUCUGAACAAUGUCAUACCUAAACUAUAAUAAUUAAAGAAAAUAGAUGUUUAUGACAGGCUUGAAUUUUUUUUGCCCAUAAUGUGUGUAUGUAUAUAUCUAUAGUGUCUCUUGUACUUAAAGUAAGUAGUAUACAUGGAAUGGUACGUGCUACACUGUCUGCUCUGUGUUCUGAGAUGCCCACUCGCCUCGCAGCACCACAGUGCUCUCCCUGUCCUCAGACCCAUGAGUUACCUCCAGGAACCUCCAGGUGUGCUGAGAGAUGACUAGCUGAGAAGAGCACUUUGGAAGCUAUAAUGAAUUGUUUGCAUAGUUACACUUUAAAACAACUAUGGACUUUAUUUUUUGAAACAGGAUUAUAGUUUGCCUUGGCAUGAUGUUCAUUGCACCUUAUAGGCCAAGUGUAUCCUGGAACUGACCCCCCUAAUUUGACAUAACUCUAAGAAACUUGCUCAUAUCUAGCCACAUAGCUUUUAUAAUAAUUUCUAUCCUAUAGUUUCUUGUCAAGAGAGAUAUAAUAUAUUUCCGUUCACAGGUAUCCCAGCCUGAUUCUCAAUUCAGGGUCCAAGGGAGUUUUCCUCCUCUGCUCCUUCUGCAGAGACUCUGCCUUCCCCUUCACCCUCACCCAUGCCUCAGCAAUGGGAGCCUUGGGAGUUCUAUCCAUUUGAUUAGUCAUUAUUCAUCUUCACACAAACACAGCUUAUGGUCAUUUUAGUAUAGAAAAUCUUGAUAUAUAUCAGGAUACCUUGUUUCAGUUACAUGAUUAUCUUUUAAAAAAUGACCAUAGUAGUGGCCCAUGUGGCAAAUGUUUGGGUAGCACUGUAGCACUGUCCUCCAGUUGUUCGUCAAUUUGAUCAAGCGGGCACCAGUAACGUCUCCAUUGUGAGACUUGUUACUAUUUUUGGUAUAUCGAAUACACCAUGGGGAGCUUGUGAGGCUCUGCCAUGUGGGCAGGAUACUCUCGGUAGCUUGCCGGGCUCUCCAAGAGGGAUGGAGGAAUUGAACCCAGGUCAACCACAUGCAAGGCAAAGGCCCUACCCACUGUGCUAUCACUCUUGCCCAGUGUUUGAGUAUUUCAGGUUUUCCAUCACCUAGCAUGGUUACUUUGAAACGAAGGUCUCAUGCGCUCCCAAGUUAGCAAUCAAAACUUAAUUGCAAGCAUAAUGCAUUUUUACUUUGUUGACAGGUCAUAGACAUUACUUGACUGUAUACUUUUUAAAACAUUUUGCUAACAUUUAAAAACACCCAGUUAGAACUGGAGCAAGAGCCCUUGCCUCGCAUUCAGCUGACCCUAGUUCAGUCCCCAGCAUCCCAACGACUCCUAAUGCCUCUCAGUAGUGAUCUCUGAGUGUAGAGCAAGGAGGGGAGUAAGCCUUGAGCACUGCAGGAUAUGACCAAAUUUAAAAAAAAUCCAAUAAAACAUUAUGCAUUUUUAAUAUAUCUCAGUAAAAACAAUUUGUGGGAGAAUCUUCAGGUAUUUCCUGGAUCCUUGGUAAAAAUAGAAAGCACUAUACAAGAGCUUCCUGCUUUUCUGAUUCUUAUCCUAUUGCAGAAGAUGAGGACAAUUUUCUAGUCAUAACUGAUAUGAGGAAAUUAAUUCUGCAAAGGGAAGAUGUAUUGGCCUUACAAAACCACCCUGGAGUUUAUAUCUUGAGUUUGUACUUUAUUCUGUGGCCAAAUCCAAAAUUCUGAGGCUACAGAAGAUUUGUGUACCUCGGAGGGAAGGAAACCUUUGCAACCUAAGCACAGAAUCAGUUUUCUGAUUGCCCUGGCCUCCUAAGGCAAGCCCUAUUUUGUGCAUGAACUUGCAUCUCAUAGACAAAUUGAAGGAAAUUUGCCUUUAAAAUGUUUCUCCACUAUCUUAUUACCAAGACUUCUUGGGUUUAGUUCAUUUGUUGUGGGAAUAUGAAUUACUUUGGCAUUUUUCCUGGUAGUCGUUGGCCAUUCUUUUUGAAGGAUGAUUUAUCUUUAUAGGUCCAAAUUUCUGCAACUAAAUUCUUGGAGACCUCAGUUUUUCAGUAGGUUAGUAGUCACCUUCCUUCAUUUUAUUGGUAAAUAAUCCCUUCAGUUUUCAGGUAGCAGUUGUGAAAAGUUUUAAAAUAUUUUUUUGUGAAAUUAACACCCUUCAAAAACAUAAGUAACAUCCUAGAACUAUUGAGAGUCUUUAACUGCAUGUAACCUUGGGUUUAAAUAGUAUCUGCUUUUCUCACAGAACUUUGUUACUCUGACAGAAAAAGAUAGUCAGCCUUGUAGACCCAUAAGUCUCUGGGUCUACCUUGCAACAGAGCUUUGCUCUCUUUUCAGUCAGUCUACAAGUUGGCCUAAAUGAAUAGAUAUCAAUAGUGUCAAUAGAUUGUUACACUUUACACCAUCAAGUCAUCUGAAGAAAAUUAGAGAGAGAGCAUUUCACCACAACAUAAUCUCCCCAAGUAAUCAAGAAGUGCCCUGGCAUGACUUUUCUCAGGUUCCAUUUUAAUGUCUCACUCUAGAAAAGAGGACUGAGGUGCAGUCAUUGCCAUCUCUUUUCUAUAACUCUGGUAUCAACCUAAGGGGCAGCCUCCUUCUCAGAACAAGAGGGGAUCAUUGCACAUAGAGAAACUGUGUUUGUAGAGAGAUUGUCAAUAAAUACUUGAACCUGCAUGACAGUUUGAUGACUUGAAAGUAACAGCAAGAAAUAUUUCAAGCUAAGUAUUUUUAUAUUCAGUUGUCUCUUUGGCUCAUCCUUUCUAGCCUACAUGUAUAUGUAUUGUAUCAGGCUUUUGGCAAAUAAUCAUUUAUGUAGUAUUCAAACAUCAAAGAAAAUGCUUUUUGUCAUCUUCUGUGUAUUUUUGGGUAUUUAUAGUUGUAUGUAUAUGUAUCUAUGUGUAGAUUGUAUAUAAAUAUGUGUAUAUCAAAUUAAUUUUGUUCUUAAUAACCAGUAUGAUAUGAAAAGUAAGUAAAAAGCUCAUAGGAUUGAGCUUAUAAUAUAGAUACUGAGAGUAUAUAUAGCGGUACUAUAUGUUGAACUUAAAUUCAAAUGAUAUUUUGAUUAAAUAUUAAUAAUAUUUUAUGCUAGAAAUUUCAUCCUUGAAUUUUGAAUCACUAAGGCAAAGUGGAUUCUGAAUUUAUUUUGCAAAACAAUUUCAGUGUACUAUAUAAGAAAUCAAGGGAAUAGCAAAGAAAGAAAAUAAGUCUUUGUGUAGUCUUACUAUAACUUCAGUAUUAAGAACACUUAAAUAUAAAGUCAAGCUGACAAUUUUGGACUUAUUACAAAAUGUGAUGCUUUAAAGCUCACGUUCUUUAUUGUUGUAAUUAGUCCAUAGUCUAGAACUUUCAGGAAAAGUAAAUUAAUACCUAUCAUCAUUGUACCUGUGUCUGUACAGUUCCAGUAGAUCAAACCACUUUUCUAGCACCCUCUUCAUUUUAAAGAAUGACCCUCUCCAUUGUAAAGAAAUUAAGGAUGCUGAAGUUUGUCAGGACUUCCCAAGAUAUUGGGUACUGUAUUCUAAGUUUAUAGUUGCACACAUUAGCAUUUAGGUAAAAGAAUUUAAGAACAGAUUGUGGGUUAUGUUAAAUCUUUAUUUAAUAUUUUUAUACGUAGGUUUCUUUUCCUGCCUUUCCCCAAAGAAGAGCCACUGGCCUUAGUUGUUUGAGCUUAUUGCUUAUCUUCUAGUGUGUAAAUAGAUAAUUAGAGAUUAAAAUUUUAUUAACCAGCAUGUUGGAUGUAUUUAAAGCAACAAGUGAGUCUGUUUGAGUGAGUAGUAUUUGUUUUAACAUGCUGCCUCAAAUUCUUUGUAUCUAAUGACAGUUGGUGUUGAGUGGGAGACUAAGCUUAGACUUUAGGCUGCAGUGAUGUGUUGGUUGUUAGGCUUGAGAUAUUUUAAUAAUUAACUCUAUAGUCUUGAACUAUUUUUGCAGAUAUGUCAUAUUUCUUCAUUUGUUCUUGACACACUAUGAACUAGCUCUGUGAUCAGCAAGAUCUUAAUUCUGCAAGAAUAUGUUUUCUUCUAAAAAUUGAGUGAUUUUGCAAAAUGACCAUUUAAUUGAGAAAUUACAUAAAAAAGAAAAAUUCAAUGUUUUAUUUGGGUCUUUCAUUAUUUGAAAUAUUUGUAUUUAUAAAGCCAUGUCGGUUGUAAAGCCAAGCAACCAUUAAACAUGAAUGACAACAGCCCUGUGUAUAAUGAUUUUCAUUAUCAUUAAGGGUACAUUUUGAGCUUUAAGAAUAAGACUAAUAAGAUCAAACUAAACUGAGGAGUGAGGGAUGAAAAAGAUGUGAACUAGUUGCUUUUCAUCUGGAGUAGUUAGUUUUUCAUUCCUGAGAAACUCAGAGCCAGUUCACUGUCCCCCUUGAAGUGUAAAUAGAAAGGUACUUGUGCCUGGAGCCUCGCGUUGGUAAUGUGCGCAUGGAUGCAUAGUGAACAUUUUUAAAAUCCAAAUUGAAAGCACAAAAGGUUUAAAUUUCUACAGAAGUGAUGGGCAGUGGAAAUGGGAACUGCAUCACAUGAGUAUUUCCCAAGGGCUAGAAGGAUAUGUGAACCCUGAGAAACAGCCUUUUAAACAAAUCAGUGAGAGAAUGCAUAGCACGUUCUUUCCAGUGACCUGCCAAAUAAGUGACUUCUUAUACCCUAAGAUGCAUCCUGCAGUAUCUGAGAUGGAGGGUUAUUGGGAGUAUAGACUGGUGUAGUUCAAACUGUUGUCAAGGGUGACAUUGCUGCUUACUCUGAAAAGCAUCCCUUUGAGAAAAGAAAACAGAUACAGUGAAAAAUGUAGCAUAAGAGCAGUUGUGGGUUAUCCACACUACUCUUUAAUCUGCAUGCUAAAAGUUUAGGCAGUUUUCCACCAGCAGUCACAGAUAGGAAGGAAAUGGAAAAGGACCUCACUAAAACGUAUUUUCCUAAACUAAGCUCUCAAGAAUGGUGUUAGAACCAAAUUUCGUGAAAAUGUUGGCUUAUGGAUAUUUUGGAGUUUCCCUUAAACUAUGUCCCAGUAGUCUAUAUAGCUGAGUCUUCACACAAUCCCAGGAGAGUUUCAGAUACAGAGCUAAUUGUUAAGGACAGCAUUUGCAAGUUUGAGACCCCAGACACUGAGUUCUGGAUCCUGGGACAUGGCAGAGACAUAAUGUAUUCUCUCUGCAAACAAGAGCUACUCCCAUUUACUUCCCCCACUGGGAUUUCUACUAAGUAAUAGAACAUCCUGGGUUACACAUUCUACUUCUAGCACUUGUUAACUAGCUGUCUCAAUCAGUUGGCCAUGGUGAGUGAAGAUACCAGCUCAAGAAUGCUAACUCUGGCUCUCCUUCAAGCCCGUGCUCUCCAUUAACAAGUAUAUCACUUGCUUCUCUCUCUGUACCUUUGCUUGCCUCUUUCCACUCUAGAGAAGCCUGUGUUCUCUUUUGCACACAUUUUUCUUCCCUUGUAUAUUUCUAAAUAAGUUUUAAUAAAACUAUAGGAAGGAAGGAAGGAAGGAAGGAAGGAAGGAAGGAAGGAAGGAAGGAAGGAAGGAAGGAAGGAGAGAAGAAAGUUCUUUAGUUAACGUAUGACAAUGGAAUUCAGAAAAGUUCCAACAACGGCCUAAAUCCCAUUUUGCCUUUGCAAGAAGCAAGCUGUAUCACUGAGCUGAAUUCUAUCCUAUAGAUAUUGUGUCACUGAGCUGAAUUGUAUCCUAAUAUAUAAACCUUUCCUUUAAACCCAAGAUUUCUGGUACUAGUUGUUUAAUUUUUGUGGGAAGGGUCAAGGAAUACUAAGACCAUCACUUACCCAUUUUUUCCUCUGGUAAAUGUGGCCUUAGAGAAAGGCCUUAAUGCCUCUUUAUAUUUUUAUUUCUACCUGAAAUUAUAGAAAUUCAUUCCAGAAGAGCAGUUUAUAUGAGUAUAAAAUGAGACUGUUUGCCCUGAUUAUGUUGUACAAGCCGAGGGUUGUAGUUUAUGUCUUUUAAACUUAAACAAGGUUCUAAUUUUUCUUACCUAUUAACUAGGUUAUUUACUAUGAUUUUAACUGUAAAGUUUCUUUCAUUAAUCAUCUCAUUCUCAUUGCAGUCCUGUUACAAGUUUUGAAUGUUGUUAGUGAUGAAAUAGCAGCCUACUUAUUUUCAGCAGCCAAAUUUUCAACAUUAGCAGACAUGGGUUAGCUAGUGAUAUAAUAUCAUGUACUAGAAACCUGUUCCAUAUUAUCACCCACCAAAUUCAAAAAGCCGUCUCCUUGAAUGGUAUUUAAGUGGGACAGUAAUGUAUGUUAAUAUUAUUAAAGUCUUUAAAGAAUAUUUUGAAAAUUAAGUUUACAUUUUACAGUUGCUUUAUUUUUAUUAAAAUAAUUGUAUAUAAAUAUUAUCAUAUUUCUUUAUUGAAGUAAACCUAAACUUUGUAGGCCAGUGUGUUGGCUGAUACGUAUAGAAGCUGUAAUAUAAAAAUCGUACAUUUCUUUAUUGUGUAAAUGUUCAUGGAUAUAAUUGUUCCUGUGUUUUUAUAAGUGAGGGAUAUUUUUUUUGUUUUGACAACAAAACUUUAUGCAUUUAAAUGGUUUUUAUGUAAUAGAAAUCAUGCAAAAUAGUAAAGGAUUGAAAAUAUGUAUAUGAUAUAUGUACAAACUUUAGGAAGAAAUAAAUCCAAAUUUCAAUCAA